AUGAAUUUGUAAUAAUUAAUGGAAAUUGAAAGUAAAUUUGAGCAACUCUCUAUUAUUCCAAUUUUUGAUGAAAUCCUUAAGUACACAUUAAAAUUAAUAAGUGGUGGAAUAUAAACUGGUAUAUUGACAGAAUUAUAUGGUGAAGCAGGCUGUGGUAAAACACAUGUUUGCAUGACAUUGAUGAUUAAUACUAUAAUAAAUUAUAAAACUUCGAGAGUGAUUUACAUUAGUACAGCUAAAUAAUUACAACAAGAUCGUUUUAAUCAGCUAUUAUGUAAAAUUAGUUAUGUUAUUUGGAAUUAGAAUAUCGUGUAGGUAAGAAAUCUAAAGAUAAGUUUACUAAUUUAUUUAACAAAUGUAUUAUACAACAUUUAAACAAUACUAAAUUUAUGGAUGAAUAUAUAUAUGAGCAAUUGCCAACUUUAUUGGAAUAAUAUUAAUUCAAAUUAAUUAUUAUUGACAAUAUAACAACUUAUUUGUAGGAAUUGUAAUUGACCUUAAAUUAGAUGUAAAAAACAUCAAUACUAAAGAAAUUCUCAAAUCAUUUGAGAAGACUAGCUAAAAAACACAAUAUUGCUGUUUUAUUUGUGAAUAAUGUUGUGGCUUCAACUUAGAAUAAUAAAUUAUAUCCAGCCUUAGGGAUAAAAUGGUCUGAGAUGAUUGAUGAAAGAAUAUAAGUAGAAAAAAAAGGAAUGAUUCGGUAUUUUAGAAUUGAUAUUUCUCAUCGUGUAGCUUUAGAUGAUGCUACAUUUACCAUAUAAGAAAGUGGAAUAUAUCCUUAAGUUGAUUGA
Paramecium pentaurelia is the source of this 791-nucleotide messenger RNA. The record is from the annotation of a GenBank genome assembly. Lineage: Eukaryota; Ciliophora; Oligohymenophorea; Peniculida; Parameciidae.